CCGCUGCCUUUUCAGUUCCCUCCUUAAGAGUUGGGUUUCCACUUUCAGCUGAAGUCGGCGCCCUAAACCCAGGCGCCCCACAGAUAAGGCCAAGGGCUAGUAGAGACGACCUCCAGCGUGGGAACCUUCCCUGCCUGUCAACAGAAUGCCCACCGCCCAGAAGACACUGAUGUUCCUGUCGGGCUUCGUGACCAGCCUGGGCUCCUUCGUCACAACGUGCGUCGUUCUGGCCAUCCCCCAGUGGGUCACGGGCAUGAUUGAGUUCAGCGACGGCCGAUUCUCCAACGGGAGCAUCAUCAUCACUUAUGGACUGUUCCGCGGCGAGAGUUCCCAAGAGCUGGAAUCAGGCCUGGGACAGUCGGACCUCACCUUUGAAGUGUUCAAUAUUCUGUCUGACGUCUCUCCAAGAAGUCUCCACUCGGUGGUCACCGUCCUCCCGUUCCUCAGCCUGGUCACCUCGCUGCUGAGUUCCGGGCUGACGCUCUUCAACACUGUCAGCAACCCCUACCAGAACUGGCUCGGCCCCACCAGCAUUUUCGUUUGGAAUGGCCUCAAUAUGACCCUCAUGGCGCUGGCCAUGAUCCUGUUUUCGGUGAACACGCAGGCCAAUGGACUCUCGAUCGCGCUGAGCUCCGCCCUUUACUCGGGGCAGGGAUACACGUUCGGCCGGGCGGCCCACCAGUACAAGACCUCCUUCUGGCUGCUGCUCCUGGUCCUCUUCUUCAACGUCGCCACCGUCGUCGUCAUCGUUUUCUACCAGAACGCCCGCUACCACCGGAAGCAGAAGCACCGGAAGCCCAUGGAGAACGCGCCCAGGGAUGGGAUUCUGUUCUAAAGGCGGCUGGGAACUCGCCCCCAAAGCCCAGGCGCAGCCCCCGCUAGUUCCGGGGCGGACCCGGGGCCCAGGCCCGCCGGAGGGAGUGUGUCCAUUCUGAGCUGAAUCCCCGCUGUAUCCUCCAAUAGAAUGGAAGCGCCUCGAGGGGAGGUGCGGCCUUGAGUUUGUUGUCUCUGUGUCUCUGGAGCCAGCGGAGCCCAGCCUUUGCCCCGCCGGCCGCACUGAAUUCUUGUUGCUUGGCAUCGUUUUUCCAGUUUCACCCAGCCGCGGCCCGGAGCUUGGGUCCCCACUGGCGGCCGAGGGAAGCUUUCUUAAGGUCCAGAGUUCCCUCCGUAAGGCGUGGCUCAUCGCGGGCCUCCACGGCUUGCAUUUCUGGAACUCUGAGCCUCUCUCGAGGAUCAAAGCAGACCCCCGUGGGAAGGGCCCACGCGUUUGAAGCUUUGAAUGUAACGCGUGGCUCAGUUCACGGGACCUGGAGACUAGAGUGUCCACCAAGAAAACAUGGGGGGAGGGGGACAGAGAGAAGAAGGUGUAGAUGACAGCGGCUAGGGCGCAUGGGCGGUGAGAAGGACAGCACGUGGGCAGAUAUGUAGGCAGGCAGGUAGAAAUGAGCUGGAUACCCUUUCUGGGCGUCAUUCGCCAAACCUGUGACUAUGCUUGGGAGCACUUUGGUUGACCAAUUCUAAAUCUAUUUCAGGGAAAUGACAGCCAGCAAGUUCAGUUCUAAUGGCAUCAUUAAAACAAAUAAAUAUAUGUGUUGUCUCCUGGGGCCGACAUCCUGGGCAAUCAGA
Monodelphis domestica (gray short-tailed opossum) is the source of this 1626-nucleotide messenger RNA. RefSeq names its product clarin 3 (gene CLRN3). The record is from RefSeq and is a predicted model, not a curated record. NCBI's taxonomy places the organism in Eukaryota, Metazoa, Chordata, Mammalia, Didelphimorphia, Didelphidae.